UAGCGUGCAGACACAGACUCCAGCUCCUCCUCUUUGUGAAAAAAAGGCAACACUCAAAUUUCCCAACUUCCUGUCCUCCCACAACCUCCCCUUCCCGUUACAAGUGUGCAUCUUUGCAUGAAAACCAAAAAAAAGACACAAGUAAAGAGUAGUCUGCUGAUGAUGGAUGGAACUGAGUCAACAACAAGAGACAGAACAACAGGAAAGGAUGAGAACCAGGGUGCAGACAGCAAGGUGCUGUUUUCUGGUAAACCUCUGCAUCGUUUUGUUCGAAAAGAGCCCAGGAGUCUUGGGAUUGUCAUUGUGAUCUUUGGCUGUGCAGAGUUCCUGAUGGGAUUUCAUUUGGCCAGCGCAGAGCUGAUUAAUUCUUGUAAAAUCUACAUUCCCUUCUGGCAGGGCAUUCUGUUUCUUGUCUGUGGAAGUCUGUCCAUCUACAGUGAGAUUCAUCCAUCAAAGAAGAUGGUGACGGUGUCGUUGGCCAUGUAUGUGGUUUCCCUGCUGGGAAUUGCUGUCUCUGCUUGCUACAGGAUAGUCUGCCUCUUCACCUAUGGCUUCCGAUAUAAAGACCGCUCUGAUCCUUGGGACACUUACAGAACAGAUCAGAUUGAGGGCAUUGAGGGCAUGUUGCUUACCUCCUCUCUGUGUGUAUCAGUGAUGCUCAUCUUCCUGUGUGUCAUUGCGCGUUUAGCUCUGAGAUCCACACGCACCCAAGUUAUUGUCCAGCACAUCGUAGCACCACAGAGAGACACAACACCAAAUUGAGAUCGACUUUUUUUCUUUGUCUAAUCGAGCACUGGCUUUCCGACAGCUACCCUUUAAGUGUCAUCAUUUUGUACAGUAUCAUGUGUUGAUGUUAUACCAUUUAGAGGCAGCAGCCUUUCAGACCAACAGAAGAUCUUUUUUCCUGCACCUAAUCUCACUUUACAGCUUGAAUAACUGCAAUAAGAUGUCUAAUACUGAGCCACAUUUUUACAUAGUAAUUAAAGGAUCACACUAACCUCAUCUAAUUAUCUAACAAGGCCUUAUUACAUAUAUGCAUGUCAUACAGUUUCCUGAAAGCUAACAGAUAGUACUUACAGGUUUUCAUGUGUAUCAUAAAAGUCAGUUUAUAAAAUCUGUGACAAAUGUUAAUCAUCUAUUGUUAUGAAUAAUUCUGAAGCAAUAAUUAACAUUGUUUAAACACUGGUAAAGAUAACAGUACCCAGUGUCUCCACAACUGCCUUAAAACACCUGAAGCAUAUUUUACCUCUGCUUCACCUACAAGAAAUCAAAUUAAAUUUUUGAUCAAUGAACCUCUAUUUUCAUGUAACAGGAAUUCACAGUUGAAAUAUUUGGACAUGUGACAAACAACAUCCACCCAUAGUGUUUCCCAAAUCUAAUGUGUAUCUGUGCAUUUGCUUUUUUUUUCCAUUUACAUGAAUGGAGCUGGCAGAAAGCAUAUUGACAAUCCGUGAGAUGGGGAAAAAUCUUCAGCUUUGGGUCACUGGAUGGGGACUACAUAGAAUUGUCUUUUGCUUUGUACUGUAAUGUGAAGCACACAAUGUUUUGUGUAUUGUCUUCAAUAAAAAAAAAUAUGGUUAUCAGA
Molecule: messenger RNA, 1585 nt
Organism: Cheilinus undulatus (humphead wrasse)
Lineage: Eukaryota; Metazoa; Chordata; Actinopteri; Labriformes; Labridae
Product: membrane-spanning 4-domains subfamily A member 4D-like
Exons: 7
Coding region: 118-762 (214 amino acids)
Cellular component (GO): membrane
Source: RefSeq, a predicted model, not a curated record